Messenger RNA from Saccostrea echinata, 616 nucleotides. RefSeq lists its product as uncharacterized. The transcript has 2 exons. The record is from RefSeq and is a predicted model, not a curated record. Lineage: Eukaryota; Metazoa; Mollusca; Bivalvia; Ostreida; Ostreidae. The coding region runs from base 29 to 526 and encodes 165 amino acids.
ACUAAUUAUUGUAAUCACUGGUCAAAUUAUGGAAGUUUCAUUUCGAAGACGCCAAAGAUGGCGUAAGAAAGUUCAAAGAUUAAGAAGAGAAAGGGGAUGGGACAACGUAUCGGACAAAGUUAUCCUCUUCUUCUCAACAAUUAAUGGAUACCAUCACUUCAGAAUCAUGCCAACGCAGUUUAGCUGGAAUCAUCCAUAUAUGAUGGAAUGCAUUCCCGAGCCUACAAACAGAAGGGACCCUCUAGCUGUCUUAGUGAAAGAAAUGGGGGUAAACAUAACAAUUGGACGGGUUCCAAAGGACAUAUGCAAUGUCAUUUCCCUUGAGAUGAGAGUGACACAGAAGCUUAGGAGGACAUUUUGUCUGUAUAUUGGGACACACCAUAAUGAAGGCCCAGUACCAAGUGGGGGACUGAAACUCCAUUGUGUUUAUGUGUUGGAGUUUAGCAAUGACACAUCUUACAGACGACUUGGGGAAGUUGCCAGUUUUUUGAGGAGACAUGUACCAUCUUCAUACAUAUAUCUGUGACAGUUAAGAGACUUGUUGGCAUAAGUAUUAUGAUCACUUUCAUUUCAUAAGCAUGAUAAGCAUAAUCAUCGCUGUUGUUAUUAUCAUAUU